Mytilus trossulus (common blue mussel) is the source of this 1160-nucleotide messenger RNA. RefSeq lists its product as uncharacterized. Lineage: Eukaryota; Metazoa; Mollusca; Bivalvia; Mytilida; Mytilidae. Bases 98 to 379 code for a protein of 93 amino acids. The record is from RefSeq and is a predicted model, not a curated record. The transcript is spliced from 3 exons.
AUUUGGUUUUCCGAUAGACCUGUGACGGAUAUUUUUUUCAUCACGGAAACCGACUUUUUAUUUAGUUUUUUAUCAGACGAGUGCGCUCCCCUUGAAAAUGGCAUCUCCUUCUCCAGAUCCAACAUUUACAAAAGAAGAAAUAAAAAGGAACUUAUUCAAAUCACCAAAUGUCGAAGCAGACAGAAUGACAGAUAGCAGUUCAGCCUUGUCUUUAAUGAAUAGGUUACAGAUAGAUUAUGAAAUUGAAAUGAGUAGAAAAUUAAUGCAAAAAGACGACAUGCAUGAGCAGAGACUGAAACAAUUACGACAGAAGUUGAAAAAUCUAAGUGAUGAUGAUUGGAUGUACCCAUCGGUGGAAAAAUUGCUGGGACUAAGUUAAUCACAAAAAGUUAUAAUUUAUAAAAAAAAUACGGAACAAGCACAAAAUGAUCCGAGACCAAUUAGUUGGUAAAUGGAACUGAUAUAAAAGGUGUCAGAUUGUGAUCUAUAAAUACAUGAUAAAAACAGUGUAACUGCAGAUUCCACAAAGGAGAAAGGUCCAGUAAGGACCAAUUUGGCCUCAAAUUUCAGGUUCAUCUGACAAAAGAUUUUGACCACUUUUUAAACACUUAAUUGUCUAUUUCAUUUGAAUCAAUUAGUUUAUGUGAAAGAGUUUAACCGAUAUACAUGAAGUCAUAAAAAAACGAUCCGAUUCAAGGUCAAAUAUGAAAAAUCUACCAAAUAUGAUGAAAAAUGUCACUUUUCAGAUGGUUUUUGGUAAAAAUGAAAUUAGCCUCAUCCAUGUUCAUCCUCAACAUUUAUAUGUUUAUAUAUGUUCUGUAUUAUCAUUAAAUACAACUUACAUUUCAAUAUUAAGGAUGAACAUGAAUGCACUUUCAUUUUACAUGAAAAUCGUCUAAAAUUUAACUAAAAUGCUAGAAUUGUGAAGAUUUCAGUAACUUAGCAUGACUUAAUGGUGCUAGUACUUGAUAUACAUGUAUGUACAUAGUAUUGUCAAAAACAGCCCAUAUGUAUGUAAAUUUUGUAAAACUGCUAUAUUUUGGGGCCAAAAAGGGGUCUUAAUAGACAUACUCUCUUAUUUGUAUGGUGGAGAACUUGUUGUAGGACAUGUGAAUUAACAUGUGUAUCUAUGUUUUAUCAUAACAAAUCUUAAAAAAACA